ACGCUUUCUUGUGUCAUCGGCAUGCAGCAUCUGCUACUGGUGGCAAGAAGAUGGCCACAGAGGCUUUGCACAGGAGAGAGUUGUGUUCCACAAAUCUCUGACAAAGAUUGUUCAUCUCAGAUCUAAUAAUUAGGCUCAUUCGGCCAUUAUAAUUUAGCUCGGGGAACCCAUUAACUUGUGGUAGAUGUUGGAUCACUGCUAAGGAGCAACAAGGAUUGAGAAGCACGUCCCACCCAUCCAUGCUGUGAUUCCCUAGACAAGAAGAAUACCAAGGCAACAGCUCCAUUCUGCUAGUCCUACACAAAGCUUAGAGAGCAACAUGUUCCUCAUGAAGCUCCGCAUGUCCUGCCUCCUCCUCUACUGGACUCUCCUCCUCUUGGCUUGCACCACCAAGCAAUCCGCCGAAGCUGCCUCCUUCAUCUACGCCGGCUGCUCGCCCAACAAGUAUGAUCCCAUCACCGCCUUCCAGAACCACCUCAACUCCCUCCUCACCUCCCUCGUCUCCGGGGCGUCGCUGGCAUCCUACAACAGCUACACCUCCGGCGACGACUCCGGCUCGCCCCCCGGCAUGGCCGCUUACGGCCUCUACCAGUGCCGGAACGACCUGAGCGCCGGCGACUGCUCCGCCUGCGUGCAGAGUGCUGUCAGCCAGCUCGGCCUGGUCUGCCCCGGCUCCUUCGCGGCCUCGCUGCAGCUGGACGGCUGCUUCGUGCGGUACAGCAACGAGGACUUCCUCGGCAAGCCCGACACCACCAUGGUGUACCGCAAGUGCAGCACGGUCACGAGCGGCGACGAGGCCUUCUUCCAGCGGCGGGACGACGUGCUGGCCGACCUGCAGAACGGGGUGAGCUUCCGGGUCAGCAGCUCCGGCACGGUGCAGGGCGUCGUGCAGUGCUUAGGCGACCUGAACGGGGCGGACUGCUCGGCCUGCCUGUCGCAGGCGGUGGGGCAGCUUAAGAAUGCGUGCGGGUCGGCGCUCGCGGCGGACGUGUACUUGGCUCAGUGCUAUGCCAGGUACUGGGCUUCCGGCCAUUACUUCCACACCUCUGCAGAUUACACAGAUGGUGAUGAUGACAUUGGAAGAAUUGUCGCAAUAAUAGUGGGCAUCUUGGCAGGGCUGGCCCUUGUUGUAGUCUUCCUUUCUUUUCUCAAAAGAGCAUGUUAGCCACCAUCUGAUGCUUCUCCACUGGGCUCGAGUGGGUGACUGCUUAGGUUCUAAGCUGAGGCCGAGGCACUCGAGAAACAAAAAGUGACAAACGGGAAGGUUCCAACUGCUGUAAGUAGGCUUUUGCUUCCACCGUUGUCAAGGAUGUCAGCUUACACAGACAAACAUGUCCUUUUUCUUGCACAAAGCCCAAAAACAGCAGCAAUUUAAAAAGAGAGAGAGAGAGAGAAAGAGAUAGAGAAAGAGAGAAUACUUGACUGUAGCAUGUUUUCUGUAAUCUCCAUCAAAGAUUUCUUCUUCUCCUCUGA
This is a messenger RNA of Musa acuminata AAA Group (dessert banana), 1473 nucleotides long. Its product is annotated as plasmodesmata-located protein 8-like. NCBI's taxonomy places the organism in Eukaryota, Viridiplantae, Streptophyta, Magnoliopsida, Zingiberales, Musaceae. Gene Ontology annotation, cellular component: plasmodesma. The record is from RefSeq and is a predicted model, not a curated record. The transcript is spliced from 3 exons. The coding region runs from base 320 to 1165 and encodes 281 amino acids.